CGAUAUUUUAUGUUGAUACCCAACGUGGGCAACUUUUGUGGUUGGCUCUAUCUCUCAGUUUUUACGACAGUCUCCAUGAUGGCGCCUAACGUUCCUACAUCUUCCACUAUUGUUCGCACUUGCUAUAAUUGCAGUGAUCCUGGUCACUUUGUUCGAUGGUGCCCUCACCCUCGUGUUUCUCAACCUAACCAUGUUAUUGUUUCGGUUGAAACACCCUUGGUCACUACCCUUGCCAGUGCCCCUUCUACCUCUGUUGUUUCUAAUUCUGCAAGUACCCAUCAAGGCGGCGGAUCCUAUCAGAAAGGAAGUGGAUGGUAUCAAGCGCAGCAGCGGCUUGAAUAUCUGGAGAAUACUGUUGCGCUUAUUAAGAUUCGGCAUGACACUGAUGUUGAACGGGAGAAGAACAGACUGGCUGAAGAAGAGAAGGCAGUAAAGAUGAAGGAGGAGGAAGAGCGAAGGGCUCUUGAAAAGAAAGAACGUGAAGAAACGAACAAAGCCUUGGUAGACUCACUGAACUGUCGACUAGAUUCGGUGUGCCUGGCGCUUUCUAGCAAGCGGUUGGAGGAAGUCGAGGCGUUGCACAAGAGCGAUCCGGUGAGAAUCACCACUCCUUCGAUAUCUACGAUGAAUCGUGGCCAAGCUUCUGAUGAUGUUUUUGCUAAACUUAUGGCGGAGCAAGAACGAAUGAAGACUCAGAUUGAAGAUUCGCUGGCUGCCAAGAGUCGGCUUGAGAAACUAGAACGUGAGUUGGAGGUUAUUCGACAAGCUCGUGAUGAUGCAAUUGUUGAUGCUGAGGUUUGGCGUCAGGAGGCCACCCGACCUGGAUCGAAGAGAGGGUGUGUUAACUUAUCCACGCCUAGUGUGCAUGCCACUGUGGAGCCUUGUCGUACUCCUGCCAAAGUAGCCUCGGUACGCGUUGAUUACAAAGAGUUGAAGCAGUUCCAUAACAUGGAAGUUGAAAAGAUCAAGGAAAUGCGUCUGAUUGAGCUCAAUGGCCCAGAGAGGCCGAACGAGAAACUUGAAAAAACUCGCCUCAGGAUUGUGCAACUGGAAGCUGAUAAAGCCAGUAGCACCCCUCGGUCCAAUCUGAGAGCACGACUUGAUGAGGUUGUUGCUGGUUCGGAAAAGGGCAAGAAGAAGACGUUGCAGGACCCUGCAGUUCAGCUGAAUGAUCGUAAAACCUUCAUCAAAGAAACAAGGAAGGCAUUACCUCAAACUAAGGACAAACUUGCAGCUAGUUGUGCCAAGGAAGGCAUAGUGUACACCACCAUUCGGCAGACCAUUGAUGAUAUUGUGGCCAAGCGAGUAUUAGAUGUGUUUCCUCCGUUGCAUGUUGAUUCCGUGAAUGCUACUGACGAUCUAAGUGUCGAUGUUGCUGAAGAUGCCAGGGGAGACUCUGAUGUUUCUUAGGGUCUCUCCCGGAUGCGACUCGAUUAUGGGUUGUUUUUCACCAAUCUAUGCGACUACGAAUUACUACUCCUUCUCUACUCUGCUGUCGGGCACUCAAUCGCUUUCUACAGGUAGUGGUCACUUUGCUCAUUCUCUCUAACUGUAUUCCUUGGGCUGCUAAAUUUAGGAAUCUAAUCACUUAUGCAUGUUAUUGGGAGGAUGACCGUAACAAGAGGGAAGUUCCUACUGGACCAUUGAUCUACCUCCUGAUUUCACCAUGGUGUCGACACGUGUAUGUAGGGAGCACAGGUAGAGAUCUGUUUACAAGAUGGAAUGAACAUCUGUUUUGUGC
Chara braunii is the source of this 1741-nucleotide messenger RNA. NCBI's taxonomy places the organism in Eukaryota, Viridiplantae, Streptophyta, Charophyceae, Charales, Characeae. The record is from the annotation of a GenBank genome assembly.